AUGGAUUUUCCAGCUGUUGCUAGAAGAUUAAACUCUGUACAUGAAAUGGAAAGACGGCAAAAGAAAGUCCGUAAUUAUUUUGGAGAAGGUCACCAUAGUUUUCAGGCUAGAGAUCGUAAGGCUGUGGUUAAUUGGAUGAUAGCAUGCGUAGAUUUUUACAACGGUGUUCUGGAAGUUCUCCACCUAUCAGUUGCAUUAUUUGACUUAUUCCUGUCUUCUAGAAACUCACCACCGAUUUCAAGCGAAAAACUGCAAGGUGUUGGAGCAGCAUGUCUUAAAGUCGCUUAUGACACGAUGCUUCUUUGUACAACAGAUGAGGGUUUGAAUAUUGUUCAUAUGACUGCUGCAAUCGACCCAGCGUUUUCUUCAGAGGAACUUUUUAGCUUGCACAAUUCGGUUUCUGAAUGUUUUCAUGGUAGGACGUUUUUUAUAACUCCCUAUGUCUUCAUUUCGUAUUACCAGAUUAUUCUCAAAGUAAAACCUCGUCACGAUUUGUUUCAUUUGAUGAACUAUAUAGUGGAACUAGUGCUAUAUGAUGACUUUCUCUGCGUAAGAAAUUACUUUAGACCAAGUCUUAUAGCGGCAGCUACUCUUUAUACGGGGAUAACUGUAUUUAACUUCCGUAACGCAUGGUUUCAGGACUUGUCAGAUCUGACAGGGUAUACUGGAGAAGAGGAAGACUUGCGAAUUGUUCAUGAACGCAUGAAAGUGUUAUUAGCAUCAGCUUCCUCUGAACAAAGGAAACAUUCAACACAGUCAAGAUACAGCACUUCAAGGAACCACAAAGUGAGCACUAUUGAUUAUUCAACCAUUUAUUAA
Molecule: messenger RNA, 819 nt
Organism: Octopus bimaculoides (California two-spot octopus)
Lineage: Eukaryota; Metazoa; Mollusca; Cephalopoda; Octopoda; Octopodidae
Biological process (GO): mitotic cell cycle phase transition
Molecular function (GO): cyclin-dependent protein serine/threonine kinase regulator activity
Source: RefSeq, a predicted model, not a curated record